Molecule: messenger RNA, 1170 nt
Organism: Entrophospora candida
Lineage: Eukaryota; Fungi; Glomeromycota; Glomeromycetes; Entrophosporales; Entrophosporaceae
Source: the annotation of a GenBank genome assembly
AUGGAUAAUAGAAAAGAUUUAAUAAAUGGAGGCUCAUUGUCGUCUUGCUCAUCUUUUGAACUAUCUUCCGGACCUUCGCAUUCCUCUCCUUCCUCUUCUACUUCGAAUAUUAGCCAUAAUGAACCAAAGAUUUGGACAUUAAACAAUUUUGAUAUUGGAUGUGGACUUGGUAAAGGACAACUUGGACGUGUUUAUCUUGCAAGAGAGAAGACUAGUGGAUAUAUUGUCGCAUUGAAAGUAAUGUCUAUAUCAGAAAUUAUUGAUGCCAAGGCUGAAAAACAAUUAAGAAGAGAAAUUGAAAUACAAAGUAAUAUAAGACAUCCAAAUGUUCUACGUCUAUAUGGGCAUUUCCAUAAUGAAACACACGUAUUUCUAAUUCUUGAAUAUGCAGCUAAAGGAGAGCUUUAUAAGCAGUUAAAACAAUGUACUAGAUUUACUGAAAAACGCGCAUCAAGGUAUAUUGCUCAAAUGGCAGGUGCUUUAGCUUAUCUUCAUCAAAAGCAUAUUAUACAUCGUGAUAUCAAACCUGAAAAUCUUUUAUUGGGUUCAAAUGAUGAACUUAAAAUAGCAGAUUUUGGUUGGUCAGUACAUGCUCCCAGUCAAAGACGUAGAACAUUUUGUGGCACAUUGGAUUACCUUCCACCAGAAAUAAUCGAGCAUCAAACUCAUAAUUCAAAAAUUGAUCUGUGGUCUCUUGGUGUUUUGUGUUAUGAAUUAUUGUCUGGCUCUCCACCAUUUGAGGAAGAAACUGGCUAUCGUGCUACAUAUAAAAGAAUUAGGAAAGUUGAUUUUAAAAUGCCUGGACACAUUUCAGAAGAUGCUAAGCAUUUAAUUGGAUCGUUUAUAAAAUAUGAAAGGAUUCUGGAAACUUAUGGUCUUAUUUAUGUUUCUCUUGAUUUACAAGAGAAACUAAUUCCUUUACAAAAUGUUAAAGUGAUGCAAAUGAUUACUCAAGAUGUAAAAAUUUAUGAAGCUGCAGCAAUUUGUGAUUUUGAAGCAGAAAUUGAUGGUAAAUAUAAAGUUAAAGGUGUUGAUGUUUAUUUGCUUGAAGAACAAUUAUCAGAUGUAUUCCAAUGCUCAAUUGGAAAUCUAAAAAGUAAUCAGACAGUAGUCAUCAAAAUCACUUAUGUUGCUGAACUUGAACAUGACUCAGAGAAUGGAAAAAUAUGA